This is a messenger RNA of Scutellospora calospora, 288 nucleotides long. Lineage: Eukaryota; Fungi; Glomeromycota; Glomeromycetes; Diversisporales; Gigasporaceae. The record is from the annotation of a GenBank genome assembly.
AUGAAAAAGAUGAAGGAAAAUCAUCCGAUUCAGAUUCGGAAGACGAUUAUUUCAUAAUAGCUGGUCAAGAACGUUAUAGAGCUAUUACAAGCGCAUAUUAUCGUGGAGCUGUUGGUGCUUUACUUGUUUAUGAUAUUGCCAAACAUGUAACAUAUGAAAAUGUCAACCGUUGGUUGAAAGAAUUAAGGGAUCAUGCUGAUAGUAAUAUUGUAAUUAUGCUUGUCGGAAACAAGAGUGAUUUGAGACAUUUGCGAGCAGUUCCUACUGAAGAAGCUAAGCAAUUUGCUG